AACGAAUUGUUAAUGGCCAACCCGGUGCUCGACCCAGAGGUAGGAGUGGGGAUCGCCACGAGCGCUUCUGAUUGGCUGCUUCCUGUGUUUAUCGAUAUCUCCGCAACGGUGCAUCGGAGAGAAAAACGGAUAAGGACUUUUCGCUUCGGAAUUCCAUUACGUGACUAGUUCUUGGUGGUUUGCGUGCAAAUCUCGGCACUAAAUUCGAAUCUAGAUCUACGAGUCACAUACUACGUCGUAAAAAUUAAUUCAGUGCUUCAUAUCGUGCUUCGUGAGCUUCAAGUACUCUAGUUUGACGACACAUUUUUUUUUCAACACGCGUUUUUUCUCUAGAAUCAACGACGUCUGAGUGGUAUUAAAAAUACGUACAAAAGUACUUAUCGCUAUGCGUAGGUCAGCUAUCACAAAGCACUCGAUCGAGUUUUCACCAGGACUUGGGACGCAUUUCCUUUGGAAUAAUUUAUGAGCAAAUGCACUGUAAUGACACGGCGCAGGAGAAAAUCGAUUUUUAAAACAACCAGCAAACAUUGCGCAAACUUGUAAUGUCUUUAAUUCUCACUCCGACUUGAAAACCGCGACGAGUUCAUUCGCAAUAUUUUCUACCAACGGGAACUUUACCGAAUUCGUUCUUAUCUGGGCAAAACCAAAAAUGUUUCCGCUUGAAACCAUUUUUGCAUUUUUGCUCGUGACCUUCGUCGGCGUCUCGGCCGGUAGAAAUUAUAUCCUGAUCGAAGACACGAGAACUACUUGGAUAUCUUCUGGCCGCCUCGCCCGCAUGAUCGAAAUUUCUUUGGAAGAAUCCAAGUGCGCCAACGUUUAUCUUAACGAUUCUUCUGACAGCAACGUACACAUUUUUGAGGAAUUUUUUAAAGUUUAUCCGUACGAAUAUAUGAUAAAUCACAAGUCUUAUUCGUGCAGCGGAUAUUUGAUGAUUUGUACAACAGCCGAUAAAAUUCCGAGCUUAUUACAAAGGGUCCCCGCGGAAAUUUCAACAACAGAAAUUUUCAUUGUCGUGAACGAUCGAGUCGAAGCGUCUUCUCAACUCCUCACUAAUAUCUCGCUUUAUGGGAAUGCGAACGUAAAUAUUGCGACACGCAACGGUAUUUGGAGUCUGUCAGAGAAUUAUUUAGAACCGAGGAUAUUCAAAAAAGUUUGGAGAUACCAAGAUAUGAAGCACAAACGAGGAAUCGUCGAUUUGCAGGGUCGCAAAUUACAAGCGGCCGCAUUUUUCAAACCGCCAUUAAGUUAUCUCUCAUCAACGAUAAACAAAACGGUCAACGGUGUUGAGGGGGAAUUUUUUUUGGCUGCUAACAAGUCAGAACUCGACGGUGUUGAAGUGAAAAUAUUUUUGCUGCUAGCCGAGAAGCUGAAUUUUACGUGGGCCAUCAGGAAACCGAACCGUUUUUACCGCUAUGGCAGGCGAAACGGAAGCGAUUGGAACGGCGGCAUGAUUGGUCAAAUUUUUAGAAAGGAAAUCGACAUCGCGUUCACUGAGAUUUGGCUCGAACAAGAUCAUUAUGCGUUCACCAAUCUAUCAACGCCUUGGACCAAACUUGCAAUCCACUUCUUGGUCCCUCGCCCGAAACGUUACCCGAGGAGUUUUUGGGCACUUACGAAACCACUCUCACCUGGAGUAUGGACCGCUGUUAUUUUUAUGGUCAUUUUCGAAAGCGUUUAUGUCUACACGAGAGCUUGGGUCGACCCACUGCUUCCCGCGAGAUUUAGGAGUAUCGUCAAUACGUGGACUGAAUUAACAGCGCGUCUCAUGGGCAUAGCUCUAUCAAAAAAAAUUCGAGGCCUCAAGCUACAAUUGCUGCUUUGGCAUCUGACCGGCGUUCUCAUCGUGACUGCGUAUUCAAGCAGUUUAGCAGCUCGUUUAGCAAAUUCGGACUUCGAAGCCAGAAUCGACACCACCGAACAGUUCAUCGUGAAGAAUUUGACUUGGGGUCGCGAAGGUCCCACGCCGAAAUUCACCAAUUAUUUCAGUAUUCUGGACCCUUGGGCAAUGCAGUUUCCAUCUCGAUUCGAAAACGAACAUAACGAGAGCGAGAGGCAUAAAAAAAUUGAAAAUGGAAAUUAUGCAAUUGUUGGACGAAUCGUCGGCGGAGUUUUUUUUCCCGAAAAUUACGUCAGAGAUAGCGACAUGAAAUAUUACAGAUUAAUGAAGGACAACGUCGGUUGUUUUUAUUCAUCUUUCGCUAUGCAGCCUUGGCUCGUCCAUUCAGUCGAUCAGGUCUUGCUGAGACUGGCAGAAGCCGGUUUAGUGGUUCACCAUCUUCGCGACGUGCUGAACAGACGCGCUUCGUCUACCUCCCAGGAGGUUUUACUGGAGCACGAUGGUCCGGAAGGGGGUCCUCAAGUGCUCAAAGUGAGGCCGCUGGGUGCAGGAUUCGCGUUGCUCGCUACCGGUCUUAUAUUAUCAACGAUUAUCUUUUAUUUCGAAUUAAAAUCAGUGAGUGGAAAUAGGCCAGUGAUGGAAGUACUGCGAAGAAUCGAGAAAAAUCGUCGACGACGUCGAUCAAGCAAAGAGCUAAUUGUAGGGCCAGGGACAAAAAGAAUUUUUGUUCUGAAUAAAAGCUAAUAAACGAUAUUAAAAGUGUAA
This is a messenger RNA of Venturia canescens, 2602 nucleotides long. Its product is annotated as probable glutamate receptor. The coding region runs from base 650 to 2581 and encodes 643 amino acids. Gene Ontology annotation, molecular function: ligand-gated monoatomic ion channel activity. The transcript is spliced from 11 exons. Gene Ontology annotation, cellular component: membrane. NCBI's taxonomy places the organism in Eukaryota, Metazoa, Arthropoda, Insecta, Hymenoptera, Ichneumonidae. The record is from RefSeq and is a predicted model, not a curated record.